Ctenocephalides felis (cat flea) is the source of this 1027-nucleotide messenger RNA. RefSeq names its product protein vav-like. The record is from RefSeq and is a predicted model, not a curated record. Gene Ontology annotation, biological process: cell migration; regulation of GTPase activity. Gene Ontology annotation, molecular function: protein binding; guanyl-nucleotide exchange factor activity. Bases 1 to 792 code for a protein of 263 amino acids. Lineage: Eukaryota; Metazoa; Arthropoda; Insecta; Siphonaptera; Pulicidae. The transcript has 7 exons. Gene Ontology annotation, cellular component: cytoplasm.
AUGCGGCCAAUUGUGGUGAAGGCGGCAUUGCAACUGGAUAAUGUGGAACCGGCAGUGUGCAUGAAAACCGAUCACAAAUUUGUUUUGAAAACAUUUGAUCGACCUUUAGCUUGUCAUCACUGUUCGAAAUUUCUUAAAGGGCGAAUAUUUCAGGGUUACAAAUGUGAAAGUUGUGGCAUAGCAGUCCAUAAGACUUGCAUAGCGAAUUCUGGGCGGUGUGGACCACCUCAACCACCGCCACCGCCAGCAAAUGUGGUCGAUAGACAAUUAGCGGAAUAUUUAUGGUAUGUCGGAGAAAUGGGUAGAGAUUGUGCGACCAGAAAAUUAGAACAAAGAAUAAAUGGUACCUAUUUAUUACGAGUUAGACCUCAAGGGCCAACUCAUCCCGAUGAGACCCCUUAUGCAUUGAGCCUAAAGACUGAUGAUAAAGUAAAGCAUAUGAAAGUAUAUAAAAAGCAAGUAGAAUUAGUACCACAAUAUUAUCUAUCCGAAUCUCGAUAUUUUAAAAGUAUUGUUGAUUUAAUUGCAUAUUAUGAGCGUACAAGUCUUGGCGAAAAUUAUGUUGGAUUGGACGUGAGUUUGCAGUGGCCUUUUCAUCAAAUUUUAGCUAUAGCCGAAUACAAUUUCGAGCCCGAUGAGACUAAUCAAUUGCCUCUAGUCAAGGGAUGUGAAGUUCUUAUUUUGAGCAAAGAAGGCGAUGAGCGAGGAUGGUGGAGGGGAAAAGUCAUGGACAGAGUUGGUUUCUUUCCAAAAGAUUAUGUAAGAGAGACUCGACAUGUAAGUGAUUAUUAGUGAUAAUCAAAAUAAAGGGCUUAUCGGGUAUGUGUGCAUUUGUUUUGAUUUUAAUUAUUAUUUGCAGAAAAUUUGUACAAUUUUAGAAUCAUGUUUAUUCAUACUCAUGCUUUGACUUUUGCAGUAAUGCGAAUUUUUUAUUUAGUUGUCGAACAUUGAAAACAUCUAUUGUUUGUUAUAGAUAUAAUUUUAAUUUUCGACAUAGUCAUUUUAUGUCGCUGACAAUAUAUUUUUA